Molecule: messenger RNA, 1065 nt
Organism: Momordica charantia (bitter melon)
Lineage: Eukaryota; Viridiplantae; Streptophyta; Magnoliopsida; Cucurbitales; Cucurbitaceae
Product: glucan endo-1,3-beta-glucosidase 7
Biological process (GO): carbohydrate metabolic process
Molecular function (GO): hydrolase activity, hydrolyzing O-glycosyl compounds
Source: RefSeq, a predicted model, not a curated record
UUACCCGUUCUUCGCGUACCAGAGCGAUCCGAGGGCCGAAACGCUGGCGUUUUGUCUGUUCCAACCCAACUCGGGCCGAGUCGACUCAGGAACUGGAAUAAAGUAUAUGAACAUGUUCGAUGCUCAGCUUGAUGCAGUACGGUCUGCCUUGAAUGCUCUGGAUUCCAAGGAUGUUGAGAUCAUGGUGGCCGAGACGGGAUGGGCAUAUCGCGGGGACAGCAAUGAAAUCGGACCAAGUGUGGAAAAUGCAAGAGCCUACAAUGGAAAUUUGAUUGCCCAUCUUAGAUCAAUGGUGGGUACCCCAUUGAUGCCUGGAAAAUCAGUGGAUACAUAUAUCUUUGCUAUCUAUGACGAAGAUUUGAAGCCCGGUCCCACCUCCGAACGUUCAUUUGGACUGUAUCGUCCGGAUCUGAGCAUGACAUAUGAUGUUGGACUCUCAAAGAGCAGCCAGACUCCAUCAACUCCAACUCCAACAACACCAGUCACCCCGUCACCCAAACCGACUGCACCUGCGUGGUGCGUGCCCAAAGCAGGGGUCUCUGAUGCUCAACUUCAGUCAAAUCUCGACUAUGCCUGUGGGCACGGUAUUGAUUGCGGGCCAAUCCAACCGGGGGGUGCCUGUUUUGAGCCAAACACUCUACAAUCACAUGCUGCGUACGCCAUGAAUCUCUACUACCAAUCUGUUGGCAAGAAUCCCUGGAACUGCGAUUUCUCACAGACAGCAACACUAACAUCCACAAAUCCUAGUUACAAUUCCUGCAUGUACUCAGGGGGAAGCACCUGAGAAGGGAGAUCAUAUUGCUGUGAUUUCAGAUUAAGAUAUAGUCUAGAGGUGUCUAAGAAAUUUGAAACAAACCAAUGAAGCAAUAAUCUUAAUUGGCCUACACUUUGCAUUGUCCUUGAAAUUUGAACUUUUCCCUCGGCUCAAAAUUUUCACAUCAUCAAAAUUGUCGGCCGACGGGAGCCAUUCUUAGCUAUCUGUCUAACCUUUCUACGUUCUAGCCAAAAUGGCUUCCUUCAUGUGGUCGCAUAAGUUCAUUUAAGAAUAAUAAUAAUAAGAAAAAA